Molecule: messenger RNA, 1047 nt
Organism: Caenorhabditis briggsae
Lineage: Eukaryota; Metazoa; Nematoda; Chromadorea; Rhabditida; Rhabditidae
Exons: 6
Coding region: 1-1047 (348 amino acids)
Source: RefSeq, a predicted model, not a curated record
AUGAAGCCAAUCCUACUUCUAUUAGUCAUGACAGUUUCACUAGCCGUCGCCAACGAAGACUACUCAAUUGAAGCUCUUAGAAACGAUACUAGUCCAGACAAAGUCAUCAUCCUCUACAACGGAACUUUCACCUGCGCCAAUACACCAUUUUGCGCAAUGGCAACUUAUCACCGUGCAACGAGAGACAACUUCAUGAAUGCGCUAGAUCCUAUUGAAAUUCUGAAAUUCUCGUGUACCAACAAGAAUGAGAUGCAUCAUCAGAAAGUAGUCGAACUGCCUAGAAAUGGUUCGCAGUGGAAUACUAUGAAUGAGGUUCACAUUAAUAUCUACACAAAUUGCCAUAAGAUCGAUCAGAGAUUCAGUAGUCUCCAACGUUUGCCGGGUCCAGAUGGACUUGCACUAUUCGACACAUUCUCCUAUAAUAUGAAUCUCACAAAGUUUGAGAAAAACUAUUCUUCUCCACAACGCUUUAAAGACGCAUUCAUCCGAUCAAAUAGUGGAGAACUCGAUGAAAAUUUCGAUCAGUGGAUUGAUGGAAAAAAUCCGAACAUGUCAAAUCUUACUUAUCAAUACCAUUUGGUUUAUGUUGGUUUGUCCUGCAUCCGGACUAACCAGUUGCACCACCAAGCAAUGGCUUUGGUGGAGGGAGGUGAUGAACAGAUUCAUGUUGGUUCCCCACUAUGGAAGCUCAAGACAAUUUUUUCCAGUGGAACUGCUCUCUACACAACCUGCGAAGCUGUUCUCAGUACGGACGAUCUCAAGUUCCAAGAUGUGUCUAUGAAUUGGUACGAGACAUGGUUCAAUUAUCCUUGGAAUUGCCUGACUUAUCAUUUCCAACUCGGGCGUGAUGUGACUCCCCACGAGCGACUUUUCCGCGAUAGAUUUGUUUAUUGGGAACCGGUGAAGAAAGGCUGCCAGCCACAGGUUUGCAUUGCUGCAGGCACAAAAAGGACAGAUGUUUGUGAGAAUAAUGAAGAGAAAACUUGCUCGCCGAUGGACAUUUAUGAAUUCUUUGACUGGGCACAAGGACCAAUUGUUGUCAGUUAA